CAAAUACAUAUAUACGUAGAUAUCGUGUGUGCGUCUGGAUUUUGCUGUAUUUUUUAUUUAAGAAUGAAUUAUUAAUAAACAAUUAAUAAAUUAUUAUUAAAUAAAAAACAGCACAAAACCAUCAACAAACCAUACACAAAGUCUAUUAAUCACGUUAAAUAUGGAACCAAAAAGCUACCAUGCCCACGAACACCACCACCACCAGCAGCAGCAACAGCAACAACAACAGCAACAUCAACAACAGCAACAGCAUCAACACCAGCAUCAACAGCAUCAGCAACAUUUGUACGAACAGCAGAUGCAUUUGCAACACCUCCAUCAGCAACAGCAGCUACAGCAGGAGCAACAGCAGCAGAUGCCCAUGCAAGCGGGCUUUGCGCCGCGUCGUCAAUAUGACAACAUGGGCAAUUCGCCUGCUGCCAUUGCGGCUGCCUGUUUGUCCAAUGGGGCUGCUGGCGGUGGCAGCAAUUCGAUGGGCAAGCCGGCGGCAAUGCAACAGCGUCCGAAAAUGAAAAAGGAGAAACAGCUGCAGGCGCUGCAUCAGCAUCAGCAACAGCAACAUCUGUCGGAGCUGAGCGGCACAAGCAGCACCGGUAUGCUGCCGACUGAGGAGACGAUGAAGUUUGUUAACGACACGGAUGCCAAUGGGCUAGCCAUGAAGACGCCCGUUAGCAUACUGCAGGAGCUGCUAAGCCGGCGCGGCAUCACGCCGGGCUACGAGCUGGUCCAGAUCGAGGGGGCCAUACACGAGCCAACGUUUCGGUUUCGGGUCUCGUUCAAGGACAAGGACACACCCUUCACAGCCAUGGGCGCCGGCCGCUCCAAAAAGGAGGCCAAGCACGCGGCCGCUCGCGCCCUGAUUGAUAAGCUCAUCGGCGUACAGCUCGAGACACAGGGCAAUUCAGCAGCCGCUGCAGCAGCCGCUGUUGGUUGCUCUAUGGCGGGCAGUGGGGGCGAUGGCAAUGCCAAUCUCACUGGCAGUGGCGAUGGCGGCGACAAGAUUGUGGGUAAUCCCAUUGGCUGGCUGCAGGAGAUGUGCAUGCAGCGUCGCUGGCCGCCGCCAUCAUAUGAGACAGAGACAGAGGUCGGCCUACCGCACGAGCGACUAUUCACGAUCGCUUGCACCAUACUGAACUACCAUGAGGUUGGCAAGGGCAAGAGCAAGAAGAUAGCGAAGCGCCUGGCCGCCCACAAGAUGUGGACGCGCCUGCAGGAGACGCCCAUCGAUGCGGCCAAGAUCAAUGAGAGCAUCUGCGGCGAACUGGAGGGCGAUGCCCGCAUUAACGAUCAAUAUUAUGGUGAUUUGAAAGAUAUCACUGUGCCGACACUGACCACGCUGCACAGCAAUAAAGUGUCCCAGUUCCAUAAGACAUUGAAAAAUGCGACGGGCAAAAAACUGCUUAAAUUACAGAAGACUUGCCUGAAGAGCUCAAAGAUUGACUACAUCAAGCUGCUUUCAGAUAUUGCUGCCGAGAACCAGUUCGAGGUAACCUAUGUGGAUAUUGAGGAGAGGACUUUUAGCAGCCAGUUUCAGUGCCUGGUGCAGUUGUCCACGUUGCCAGUCGGCGUCUGCCAUGGCACUGGAUCAACGGCUUCGGAGGCACAGCGACAUGCCGCUCAGAAUGCCCUGGAGUACCUUAAGAUAAUGACCAAAAAGUAGGCGACAGUAACUGAAGUAGCAAAAUCUGAACGCACAUAACCACAGACGAAUACGAUGAUGAUGAUGGUGAUCUUGAAAAUUGCAUAUGUCCUUAGAGUCCCGAUCCCGACCCCGUCCCCCUAUUUUCUGUUAACCAUGGUUUAAGGCAACUAGAACAUUCAACAUUGUAUUUAAUAUUUAUUGGAAUUGAUUGUUUUGAGCUUAGUUCCGAUGUGAGUUUAUAGCUAAUCUGUACUAUUCGCAAAUCGUAGAUAUUAAAUACCUUGAUACGAAUCAUCCACAA
Drosophila navojoa is the source of this 1943-nucleotide messenger RNA. It is a transcript of the gene loqs, whose product is annotated as double-stranded RNA-binding domain-containing protein loquacious. Gene Ontology annotation, cellular component: RISC-loading complex; nucleus; RISC complex. The record is from RefSeq and is a predicted model, not a curated record. Lineage: Eukaryota; Metazoa; Arthropoda; Insecta; Diptera; Drosophilidae. Gene Ontology annotation, molecular function: siRNA binding; double-stranded RNA binding. Gene Ontology annotation, biological process: regulation of regulatory ncRNA processing; siRNA processing.